CAUGUCUUAUGAUACCUACGGGUCCUUUCCCAGCGACGAAGAACGCUUCGCCAUCCUCGACCGCGCCUACGAGCUAGGUGCUCGAAACUGGGAUAGCUCUGAUCUAUACGGCGACAAUGAAGAGCUCCUCGCAAAAUGGUUCAAGCGGACCGGCAAACGCGACGAGAUCUUCCUCGCGACCAAAUUCGGUUUCGUCAAAGGCAGCAAGAGCCUCGCGCUCGACAGCUCGGGCGAGUACUGCAAGAAGGCGUGUGCCGAGAGUUUGAGGGUGCUAGAGAUUGACUCUAUCGAUCUCUAUUACAUGCAUCAUGCGAACCCCAAGACGCCGAUUGAGGAGACGAUGCGUGCGUUAGUGGAAUUGAAGGCGGAGGGCAAGAUCAAACACAUCGGGCUGUCGGCUGUCUCGUCCGCAACACUGCGCCGCGCCGUGGUAAUCGGACCCGUGGCCGCGGUACAGAUGGAUUACUCACCGUUUGUACGGGAGAUCGAGAACGAAGCAGGCACCAACAUCUUAUCUACCUGUCGCGAACUCGGUAUCGCGGUUGUGGCCGCUAUGCCGUUGGGUCGUGGAAUGAUCACGUCCACUUUCGCGGCUGGUAAGCCAUUGGGCGACGAAAAGGACAAGCGACCGGCUGUCAUGCCGCGGUUCCAAGAGGGUAACCGGGAGAAAAAUAUCCAGGUUAUCAGCCAGUUCCAGGCGGUGGCUGAGAAGAAGGGGUGUACGGUGGCUCAACUAGCCAUCGCAUGGUUGCUCAAACAAGGUGACGAUGUGAUUCCGAUUCCGGGGACGAAGCAGUUGAAGUAUUUGGAGGAUAAUUGGGCGGCACUCGAUGUGAAGCUCGAGGAUGAGGAUGAGAAGGAGAUCAGACGCUUUUUAGAGUCGGCGGAGAUUGCGGGGACCGCGCUGCCACCGGCGUUUGCGAAUCAUGCGUACGUCGACACCGCUGAGGAGUCGUAAUUUGGUUUUGCGGGAACAAGUGUUGGGGGUUAUAGAAUGAGUGUCGUCUCAAUAAGCUCUUUCUUAGUGUUGAAAGUGCGAGAGCCUGUACCGAACUAGACACGAGCUUCACCUUAGAACAACAGUCUCCAUUUGGC
This is a messenger RNA of Mytilinidion resinicola, 1095 nucleotides long. RefSeq names its product Aldo/keto reductase. The annotation marks the transcript as partial. The record is from RefSeq and is a predicted model, not a curated record. Gene Ontology annotation, cellular component: cytoplasm. NCBI's taxonomy places the organism in Eukaryota, Fungi, Ascomycota, Dothideomycetes, Mytilinidiales, Mytilinidiaceae. The transcript is spliced from 3 exons.